Pseudoliparis swirei is the source of this 1191-nucleotide messenger RNA. It is a transcript of the gene surf4, whose product is annotated as surfeit 4. The coding region runs from base 142 to 951 and encodes 269 amino acids. The transcript has 6 exons. The record is from RefSeq and is a predicted model, not a curated record. Gene Ontology annotation, cellular component: membrane; endoplasmic reticulum; endoplasmic reticulum-Golgi intermediate compartment. Gene Ontology annotation, biological process: Golgi organization. Lineage: Eukaryota; Metazoa; Chordata; Actinopteri; Perciformes; Liparidae.
GUACAGGCGGUCGGGAAAUCUUCAAGUAAAUAACGUUAACGGGGGAGGAGCAGUCCUAGUGCAGCCUGCGGGGAAAAAACAACACUUUAAAAUCGUGUUGCGCUGAGCUUCAAAUAUUAGAGAUCGCAAUAUUACACAAAUAUGGGACAGGAGGAUCUCAUGAGCACAGCCGAAGACGUGGCAGACCAGUUUCUUAGGCUAACCAAACAGUAUCUGCCCCACCUGGCACGUCUGUGUCUCAUCAGCACUUUCCUGGAAGAUGGCAUCCGCAUGUGGUUCCAGUGGAAUGAGCAGAGGGACUACAUCGAGGCUACCUGGAGCUGUGGCUACUUCCUGGCUACGUCCUUUGUGCUGAUGAACCUCGUCGGACAGCUGGGUGGUUGUGUCCUCAUCCUCAGUAGAAAUUUUGUACAGUAUGCCUGCUUUGGACUAUUUUCCAUCAUAGCGCUACAGACUGUUGCAUACAGCAUUUUAUGGGAUCUCAAAUUUUUGUUGAGAAACCUCGCCCUCGGAGGUGGUCUGCUGCUGCUGCUGGCCGAGUCUCGUUCGGAAGGAAAGAGCAUGUUUGCUGGAGUACCCUCCAUGGGGGAGAGUUCGCCAAAGCAGUACAUGCAGCUGGGUGGUCGAGUCCUGCUCGUGCUCAUGUUCAUGACUCUGCUGCACUUUGACUCCAACUUCUUCUCUAUCCUGCAGAACAUGGUUGGAACUGCACUCAUCAUCCUGGUGGCCAUAGGCUUCAAAACCAAGCUGGCGGCGUUGACCCUGGUCGUGUGGCUUCUGGCCAUCAACAUCUACUUCAACGCCUUCUGGACCGUCCCCGCCUACAAGCCCAUGCACGACUUCCUCAAGUACGACUUCUUCCAGACCACCUCGGUCAUCGGUGGUCUGCUGUUAGUGGUGGCACUUGGACCUGGAGGAGUGUCCAUGGAUGAGAAAAAGAAAGAGUGGUAGGCCAAGGGGGGGUUAUGAUACGAGGAUUGCACACCACCACUAACUUCCCCCACCCAUUGGGACUCAAAGACCUUCCCUCCUCCAGUUCCACCCACCAGGGAACACCGCUUCUGGUUUAUUUGGUAUCAAUCCAGUGACACCAUGUCACUCAUUUAUGGACAUUUGUUUUCUAUUUUACGUCAUGCAUAAUGCCAUGUUGGUUUUCCAUAACAAUAAUAAAAAAGACGUGUUUCAAAGAUA